Messenger RNA from Venturia canescens, 1807 nucleotides. RefSeq names its product Vajk4 (gene Vajk4). The transcript is spliced from 2 exons. NCBI's taxonomy places the organism in Eukaryota, Metazoa, Arthropoda, Insecta, Hymenoptera, Ichneumonidae. Bases 83 to 1210 code for a protein of 375 amino acids. The record is from RefSeq and is a predicted model, not a curated record.
CGAGUAUAUAAGCGUGCUCGUAGAAAACGAAGCGGUUCAGUCAGUGGUUAAACGCCACGCUAAAACACACGUAAGCCGCAGGAUGAAAACGAAGAUGGAAAUAGCGCUAGUAGCGCUAUUGGCGUUGUCGCAGUGCGUCCGAGCCGAGGAUGAGAAGUCAUCAGUUUCGAAGAGCAUAGAAACGGAUGAGGUGGGCGAAGCAGUGGAGAAAAAGACGGAAAAGCGGGGUCUCCAUCACAGUUACGGUCACUACGGAGGCGGGGGCGACGGGGGCGGUGGUUCUUCGUACGGUCACGAGGAGCACGUGAAGACGAUAACGGUGGAGAAGAAGGUGCCGGUGCCGUACGAGGUGACGAAGCACGUACCGUAUCUCGUGGAGAAGCAUGUGCCGUACGAGGUCAAGGUCGGAGUACCGCAGCCGUACACGGUGGAAAAGCACGUUCCUUACCCGGUAAAGGUAUUCGUAAAAGUACCAGUUCACGUGCCGCAGCCGUACACGGUAGAGAAGAAGGUGCCUUACGAGGUCAAAGUACCAGUGGACAAGCCCUACGAGGUCAAGGUUUACGUGCCGCAGCCUUACACCGUAGAGAAACACGUGCCAGUACCGGUUAAAGUCCCCGUACCGCAGCCUUACACCGUUGAGAAACACGUGCCGUAUCCUGUCAAGGUCAAAGUCCCAGUGCCCCAACCGUACACCGUGGAAAAGCCGGUACCCUACGAAGUCAAAGUCCCGGUCGACCGUCCCUACCACGUUUCGGUGCCGAAGCCUUACCCCGUAACCGUGGAGAAGCCCUACCCGGUACCGGUCGACAAACCGGUCCCGUACGAGGUCAAAGUUCCCGUUGACAAACCCUACCCGGUUCACGUUGAAAAGCCCUACCCCGUACCCGUCAAAGUCCCCGUGCCCGCUCCCUACCACGUCCACAAACACGUUCCGGUACCAGUGGAGAAACCGUACCCGGUACCGGUUAAAGUACCCGUCGACAAGCCCUACGUCGUCGAAAAGGAAGUUCCCUAUCCCGUCGAGAAGGAAGUUCCUUAUCCCGUCAAGGUCCCCGUCCCUGUCCCCGUCCACGUACACCACGAGGAACAUCACGGGGACUACGGCGGCAGCAGCCACGGGGGCAGCGGUUAUGGUGGUGAAUCCGGGGGAUUCGAACCUUCCUAUGGAUACGGAGGUGACUCCGGUGGCUACGAACACCACGGCUGAUUCUUCUCGUAGUAGUUUUCGCAUUUACUUUUUUUAUUAUUAAUUAACGUUUCUCGUACCCUUAAUACUUCGUAACUUCGAUAUGAUUUUCAUCUUUCGAUCUCUUACACGGGCUCGUGCAAUCCCCUUUUUUUCCUUCGUCUACUUCCCAAAUUCUUUCUCUACUUUACUCUAGUUCGGGGUUUCAUAUCUCAGCUUUUCUUCCCGUCGCGUCGGAGCCUCGACACUAAAUGUGAUAAAUCGUUUCGCCGGUACUCAAAUGCUUUACGUCCAUCCGUACGAACAAUGCGCAUGUUUUUUCUCGUCAAUGUAUAUACCGAUCGGGAUCCAGCAGAGCUCUUCCGGUCUCACGAGAGCGACGGAAACGUUUCGCUGCCAACGAUUAUCCGGCCGUUCCGCUGUCAAACGUCCAACGAUGUAGCUUCCUGGUUUCCUUUUUCUACUGCGCUCUUUACCACUAACGAUGAAUCUUCACUGGGCGUGUACAACGAAGAUUGUAUGAAGAAAUCGACUCGUCGUGUGUUCCGUUGUAAAAUACACGACGUCAUAUAUUUUUGUAUCAAAGAAUCUGUAAUAAAACAUACGAAUCUUUAAAAA